CAGAGAGGAGCCAAUCUACCAGAGAAACAGCCCAUAUCCCAAACAGGAGCUGCACAGACUGUGUAACAGGCACAGCUGGGAAUUACCAGGGAUACAAACACAACCACAGGGAGAGCCAGUGCCACAGGGAACAUGAGUGGGAAGCUUGGUGGCACCACAUUGCAGUAGCAUUCCAAGAGACAUGUAGCACCCACAGAGAUCACAAGGGAGCAUCUCCAGUCCAUAGCCAGGCACAGGAGAGCAAGGGCAGGUUGGACUGACAUAGAUAGAAGCCCCCCGGGCCAGGAGAUGAAGGAAGAGCCUCACUGUCUGACACAGCUGUCCAAUGAAAUGUCAGAGGAUGGCCUGGGACAACCAUACAGAAACAUGGCCCUGGAUUCUUGCCAUUGCCAUCUGGCUGUGCAGCCGGUAAAUAGUUCUGUGCAACGAUAUAUUGGGUCUAAAGUUACCAAAUGACCCUAUACUGACUCCCAACACUGUCUGUCUGACAUUACCUGGCUUGAGCAAACGCCAGAUGGGUCUGUGUGUGCGUAACCCAGAUGUCACAGCCUCAGCUCUGCAGGGAAUCCAGAUCGCUAUCCAUGAAUGCCAACACCAGCUGAAAGGGCAACGGUGGAAUUGCUCCACAUUGGAGACCACGGGUAAAAUGCCCCAUGACAGUGCCAUCCUGAAGAGAGGAUUUCGGGAGAGUGCCUUUGCCUUCUCUCUACUGGCAGCUGGUGUUAUGCAUUCAGUUGCUACAGCAUGUAGCCUAGGCAAGCUUCAGGGCUGUGGGUGUGAGUGGAAAAGACGGGGUACUGAAGAGAAGAUACGACUGAAGCUGAAUCAGCUGCAACUCCAAGCUCUAUCUAAAGUCAAGGGUCUCCCCAGGGACCUGACUCCACUUCUUCGAGAGACACCAGAACCCAGCCCACAGGAUACCUGGGAAUGGGGAGGCUGCAAGCAUGAGCUGGAGUUUGGAGAGAAAUUCUCCAGAGACUUUUUAGACUCCAGGGAGUCUCCAAGGGAUAUUCAUGCAAGAAUGAGAAUUCAUAACAACCGUGUGGGACGUCAGGCCGUGACAGAGAACAUGAAACGUAGAUGCAAGUGCCAUGGAACAUCUGGUAGUUGCCAAUUCAAGACUUGCUGGCACGUGACUCCUGAUUUCCGAGCUGUUAGUACCCUAAUGCGGGACAAGUUGCAGCGGGCUGUAUUUGUUAACUCGAGAAACAAGAAUAGUGGGGCCUUUCACCCACGACUGAACAAGAAACGCUUGCAAAGGGAGCUGGUGUAUUUUGAGAAAUCUCCGGAUUUCUGUGAAAAGGAUCCCAGAGUGGAUUCCCUAGGCACUCAAGGGCGAGUGUGUAACAAAACAAGCCAGCAGAUGGACAACUGUGCCAGCCUUUGCUGCGGCCGAGGACACAAUAUACUGAUGCAGACCCGGCGAGAACGUUGCAACUGCCGCUUCCACUGGUGCUGUUAUGUGAUGUGUGAAGAAUGCCUUGUUACACAGUUGGUCAAUGUUUGCAAGUGAAUCAGUCACAGACAUCAGUUCUUGGACAUUUAAUGUCUCAGUAUAGGAAUUAAUUUAUUUUCUUCUAUUGCUUCUGGAUUAUGCAGCUCUUUGCAGCGUUUUUAUGAAUUGUGACUCACCAAGAGAGCUGGAGGCACUGGAGGUUCUGAUCAUAGACAUAUGCGACAGGCACUGGGAAUCAAACAUUUUGCAUCUGAAAGACAGAAGCGUCUUCCUUUCCACCGAAAGAAUUUGUCAGCCCUUCUACUGAAAGUGGAGCACAUUCCAGAAUCCUACAAAUCAGAAUCACACAGAGGAACAAAGAACAUAUGUAUUUCCUUAUUGGUCCAUUAUUUACUAGAACUAUUGCUUGGAUGUUGGGAUAGUCACUAAAUCCAGUCACUUAUCCUGAAUCUUGGCUUAAUCACAGCAUCAUGUUGUCUACUUACAUAGUCUUUUCUAUAUCAAGACAGUGUUGCAGUAUUUCUGAUCAGUAUUUGUAAACUGCUAUAAAAGACAAUAUUCAAAGAAUAUAUAUUAUAGAUCCAUAUCAUAGUGCACAUAUAGCUGAGCUCAUAGAAGAUGCUGGGUUACUCCAACCAUUCUAUUGUCCAUCCUGACAACUUAUUUGCAGACAAAACUUUCAUCUGCAGGGAUGAAGGGGUUUAACUAAUUGGAGCAUAGCUACUGCUUUUAAAUUAAAAAAAACAUCUUGAGUUCCAUGUUUUUGCUUAAGCUCAGUUUACCUGGGAAAAUUUGUGGCAAUGUUCAUAUUCCUGAUAUUCAUGAUAUUUUUUCCACAAGCAACAGAAGGGCAACAACAGCAAAUUAUACAUAUUUAAAUACAAACCCAAAUACCAAUCAAAUCUAAGAUUCAGCACCUGCACAAUCUGGAUAUUCCAACUUUAUCAAAAUACUUAACUUUGAUGAAGUUUAACGCAUCUAAAAAUAACUCUGACCAUCUUGAAAUUAGCUAUGUUUGCUGUUGAAAAACAACCCUUGCCCGUUCAAAAACAGCAAAUGCACAUAACAACACAUAAGUGAAAAUCAGAAGUAUGAACCAGCAUUUUGGAUCCCAUAAGUUUUAAAAAAAGACCUAAAAAGUUGCUUCAUACUGCGUGUAAGAGACACAUAGCAUGAUGGGUAUUGUCUGUAUAUAUGUAUAUAUUGUCUAUAUAAACUUUAUAUAUUAAAGUGCAAUGGGGACAUUUGUUACUGCACAACUUUUUUGCAUAUUAAACUGUGUCAUAUAUUC
This is a messenger RNA of Xenopus laevis (African clawed frog), 2747 nucleotides long. Its product is annotated as protein Wnt-10b. Bases 515 to 1513 code for a protein of 332 amino acids. The transcript is spliced from 5 exons. The record is from RefSeq and is a predicted model, not a curated record. Lineage: Eukaryota; Metazoa; Chordata; Amphibia; Anura; Pipidae.